Molecule: messenger RNA, 2266 nt
Organism: Neurospora tetraspora
Lineage: Eukaryota; Fungi; Ascomycota; Sordariomycetes; Sordariales; Sordariaceae
Product: ASXH domain-containing protein
Exons: 4
Coding region: 134-2176 (680 amino acids)
Biological process (GO): regulation of DNA-templated transcription
Molecular function (GO): DNA-binding transcription factor activity, RNA polymerase II-specific; zinc ion binding
Source: RefSeq, a predicted model, not a curated record
CCCCGUAUCUGACUUGACGGUGAUUAUUCUUUGCCGGCAAACCAACAUUCCUGGAUUCGAUCGCUUUUUGAACAUCUCCAAAUCUCAGAUUUCCCUCUCCAGGCAAGGCGGCCAACUAAAGGUGUUCUGAAGGAUGGCUGAAGAAGGAAGUAGUUCCCCGCUCUCCUCCGUCCUCUCCUCCCCUCCGCCUUCUCCUCCCUGGAGCGUGACUGGGGACUGGAAUGGCACUCAUGUGCAGGAGACCGAUACGGCUGCGCAGGUGGCUUUGGAGGAGCGAGCAACCGAAGAGCCAGCAGUCGAAGAACCAGCGAUCGAAGAACCAGCAGUCGAAGAACUCGUGGUCACAAGUCCGGCAGUCAAAAAGCCAGCAGCCAAAAAGGGAGCAGCCAAAAAGUCAGCAGUCGAAAAGUCAGCAAUCGAAAAGCCAGCAGUCAAAAAGCCAGCCGUCAAAAAACGAUCUGUCAAGGAGCCAGAGGUUCAAGGACCUGAAGAACCUGAAGAAGGACUGACUAUGCCGUUGGCGGCACCAAGUGCUUCCCCAGAAAACAAGACAGUACCUCGACCAUCAAAUCAACCAGAACCUCAGGAACCAGAAGGAGAAGCUUCUACAUCCUGGACCGCAAUAAAUCUCCCACCACGGAGACCACAAUCAGUCAAAGAGCCAGAAGUUCCAACACGUGAAGAAGAAGCGGCUGCGCCAUCAGCUGUACCAAGUCCCGUCCUCAAGAAGAGAAAACCAGUCAAAGAGCCAGAAGUUCCAACACGUGAAGAAGAAGCGGCUGCGCCAUCGGCUGCACCAAGUCCCAUCCCCAAGGAGAGAACACCAUUGCCUGAACCAGUUAAUUCCAAGCAGGAUGUGGCUGAUUCACGCAAUACACUCAAGCCAAAACUGACGAGGGGCGCGUGUACUCCUUGCCGUGAGAAGAAGCUCAAGUGCCUUAAAGAGAAGCCGAUCUGCUCGCGAUGUUCUGGAUCUGGCACGCAUUGUGUUUACGCUUUUGAACAGCCGCGGAAAGGAAUUUCAGCAGCGGCUCGUCCAGCGUUGUCCAAGGCUGAGGCCGUUCCAGCGGAUGGGGGCGAGCCAAAAGCUUUGGGUUCGUCCAAUUCGCACGAGGAUUCGGCAGUACAGAACCCGGAAGUCAAGAAGGAAGUCGAUAUACCGAAAAUCGGAGCAGCAGCAGUCACCGAUCCAUCGAUCAAUGGACAGGACUUCAAAGGUCCGAAAAACGAGGACCCAAGCACAGUGACGAAAAGGGCCCGCAAAAAUGCAAGUGGGCAAACGCCAGAGGACGCCGUUCUAAACGGCGAUGCACAGAGUUCAAGAGACACACGUCGUUCUGAAAGCAGUGGUGAGCAACUGGAUACUGAGCCCAGAAAGCGUAAAGCCUCGGAUCAAGACAAAUCUAGCACUGCUAAAAGGCCACAACAUGCCGGAGCAGCGCCAAAAAAAACAAACCUGGACAGAAAGUGGGAAGCACCUUUCGUCUAUACCGAUGAGAAUUCCCCUCUUACCAAUGCUGAUCUUAGAGCCAUACUGCUGCUCCCGCAAGCAUGGGACGUGUUGACACCAGAGGAGAGGAAAGACAUUCUCGCCAAAUUCCCCGACGACAGCCAUAUCCUGGAUGCAGGGACUGAGAAUGCCCGACCGGAUCUUGUCUCGUUGCGCAAUAAUGAUCAUUUCAGAUACGAUUGUGCUCGGUAUCUUGAAAACAUUGAGCGGGGUCGGCAUGAUGAACAAUGGCUUCAGGAGGCCUGGGUCGCUCAUGAGAAGCACAAACGAGGCGACUAUGAUGAUUUUCUGAGAAAGGAGUUUGAGAACGACUGGGCGACAAAGAUACCAGAGGAGUUGCUUCAGAAAACCAGCCGGAAGAACGAGAUGCUCGGGCCAGAUGCUACUGUAGCAGUGUCCGAGAAUACGGCAAUAGCAAAUGAACAGCACAAAGCUCUUCCUGGACGCGCUAAGGGCGCUUCAGUGAUGCAAGAAGUGCCUCCUGCCAAUCCAGCAUCUCUUGAUGCGACCGAGGCGAAUGGAUCUGUCCAGGGCGUCACGGAGGGUACCCAGAGUAUAGACCACAUCGCCAAACAUCACCCCAACGGUAACGGUCGUGGAGAUUCCAAUAUGAACGGGGCACAGUAUACCGAACUACGGUUCGAAGUACCACAAGAGGCCGAUUGAUGCUUCUUCGAAGCAAUAGAACACAGAACACCAGCGAGGAACACUUAUGCCGAUCUUCAUCUUUGACGGUUCCCAACUUUAAACUACUGC